Puntigrus tetrazona (Sumatra barb) is the source of this 4122-nucleotide messenger RNA. RefSeq names its product glutamate receptor, ionotropic, N-methyl-D-aspartate 3Bb (gene grin3bb). The record is from RefSeq and is a predicted model, not a curated record. Bases 242 to 3583 code for a protein of 1113 amino acids. The transcript has 9 exons. Gene Ontology annotation, biological process: modulation of chemical synaptic transmission; ionotropic glutamate receptor signaling pathway; synaptic transmission, glutamatergic. Gene Ontology annotation, molecular function: NMDA glutamate receptor activity; transmitter-gated monoatomic ion channel activity involved in regulation of postsynaptic membrane potential. Gene Ontology annotation, cellular component: plasma membrane; postsynaptic membrane. NCBI's taxonomy places the organism in Eukaryota, Metazoa, Chordata, Actinopteri, Cypriniformes, Cyprinidae.
GGCGCUUCUUUGGGUGUGAACGCAAUGACAUCUCCGCCUUGCGCGAAACCCCCUCCUCUCCUGAGCAGAGUAUCACAUUCACACAGUAACUCCAUAGAUCACUCCUCAUACACCAUCCUGCACUAAAAUAAAAAAAAAAAAUAAAAAAAAAAUAAAGGACGUUAAAGAAAAGACCAGACAACAAGGCGAGCAAUGCUAUCUUCUGACAAUGCCUCAUCACCACCGUUGAGAGUGAAGCAGGAUGAAUUUCAUCUUCUACACAUUCUUGGCAUACUUUUAUUUGGGAUCGCAAAUAUUCCUUCUCCAUACUCUGCUCGUCCAGCCCGCGCAUUCUCACCCGCAGCCCUGCCACAUCCUAGCGCGGAUAGGACACACCGUGCGCCUGGGUGCCCUCCUGCCUCCCCGCCAGUCGGUCCGGGUGCGGGCGGCUCUCCACCGCGCCCUCAGCGGUCUCGCCGAGAGCGGCAACAACUUUCUUCCGUACAACUUGAGCCUGGACGUGGUGGCUCGGGAAGCCCCGAGCGGAGACCCCGAGUCGCUCUUCAGGUGUGUGUGUCAGGAUAUAGUGGUCCAGGGGGUCUCGGCUGUGCUCGCCUUCCCUCAGACGCAGGAGGAAAUAGUGCAAAUGGAAUUUAUGUCCUCUUUUUUGGAAAUUCCUUUUAUAAGCAUCAUUGAGCACGGAGAGCCCCUCAAAACUCAGAAUCGCUUCCACUUGCAGAUGACCACCCGUAUUCCCCCGUCAGGACUGGUGGAGCUGCUUCUAGCCGUCCUGCAGCGCAGUGGCUGGGAGGAGAGCAUGGCGGUGCUUUGCCAGGGCUGGGAGGACGCCGGUCUCCUGGAUCUCCUGAAAGUCCAAGGCCGAUCCGGCUGGGGCCCCUCACACUGGCACCUGCGGGCCGCUCUGAACCUCUCCCACAGCACACCUCACACGGCUAAUAUUUCUCACUUCCUGUCUGAGCACUUUAAUCAGGACCUUUCUCCACCCGCCUCGGUCCUGCUUUUUGGGGCCGACCCGGAGUGUGCCUCUUCCAUCCUGCGCAGUGCGCAUGACCUGGGGCUCACAUUGCCCACUGUACAUUGGAUUAUGGGACAUCCCCUAAGCCCAGACGCCCUUCAUUCUAUUGGUCUGCCUUUAGGACUGUUGGCCUACGGAGAGGUCGACCGCAAACCGCUGGACUACUACAUCAGUGAUGCCCUGCAGUUGGUCAAUCGAGCUGUUACUGCAGCCACGGUUGUACGGCCUGAUCUAGCCCUCAUCCAAAAUAUGGUAAACUGUUUCGACAAACCCAACAAACAUGAGCUGCCCUCAUCAGGACAGUACAUCGCCAGGUUCCUCUCAAAUACGUCCUUUGUAGGGUUGACAGGCCCUGUCAGCGUUCAGCGCAACCUCUCCCGUGUGCUCACCUCUCAGAAGGUCCACAUUUGGAGUCUGCGCCGUGAUGCCGUCGGUCAGCCCACGUGGGUGACUGUAGGCAGCUGUGAAGGCGGUAGGUUGGAUGUAGAGGAGCAGGGAUUAUGGCAGGGAUCGCCCCCUCGACAGCGCACAGAGGGCCAGAUGGGCAGGCUGGGGCGUAGAUGGCGGGCUGGCUUUCCCGUGUCAGGGAGUCGUCUGCGGGUGGUCACUCUAGUCGAGCAUCCGUUCGUGUUCACUCGAGAGGUAGAUGAGGAUGGGAACUGUCCCGCUGGCCAAUACUGUCUGGACGCAGGGACAAAUAACUCAGAAACCCUGGACCACUUAUACGGCGAACGGGCUCAAGGCAACAGCAGCUUCUUGCCACCGGAUUUCAGCAAGUGUUGCUAUGGAUACUGUAUUGAUCUGCUGGAGAAGCUGGCAGAGGACAUGAACUUCGAGUUUGAUCUGUACAUAGUCGGGGAUGGGAAAUACGGUGCAGUCAAGGGUGGCCAGUGGACGGGGUUGGUGGGAGACCUUCUGAGCGGGGUGGCCGAUAUGGCCGUUACCAGCUUCAGCAUCAACUCAGCUCGCAGUAAAGUGAUCGACUUCACCAGUCCAUUCUUUUCCACCAGUUUGGGAAUACUAGUACGCAGUAAGGACACGGCGGCACCCAUUGGAGCGUUCAUGUGGCCGUUGCACUGGUCCAUGUGGAUGGGCAUCUUUGUGGCGCUGCACAUUACGGCACUCUUCCUUACUCUCUACGAAUGGAAGAGUCCCUUCGGCAUGACGCCUCAUGGACGAAACCGCGUCAAGGUCUUCUCUUACUCCUCAGCCCUCAACCUCUGCUACGCCAUACUCUUUGGCCGCACAGUCUCCAGUAAGACGCCUAAGUGUUGGACCGGACGAUUCUUGAUGAACCUGUGGGCCAUAUUUUGCUUGCUGGUUUUGUCUAGCUACACUGCAAACCUAGCUGCUGUUAUGGUUGGGGAAAAGACCUUUGAAGAGGUCUCGGGAAUACAUGAUGCCAAGCUCCACCACCCAUCUCAGGGAUUCCGAUUCGGCACUGUUCGGGAAAGCAGUGCAGAGGAUUAUAUGAAAAAGAGCUUUCCUGAGAUGCACGAGUACAUGCGGAAAUUCAACGAACCCACCACACCCGAUGGUGUCGCCACUCUCAAGACAGAUCCGCCUCAACUUGAUGCUUUUAUCAUGGACAAAGCCCUCCUGGACUACGAGGUGUCCAUCGACGCCGACUGCAAGCUGCUGACAGUUGGAAAACCCUUUGCUAUCGAAGGUUACGGCAUCGGACUGCCCCAGAACUCACCGCUCACCUCCAACAUAUCUGAAUUCAUCAGCCGUUACAAGUCGGACGGCUACAUGGACAUGCUGCAUGACAAGUGGUACAAGGUGGUGCCGUGCGGAAAGAGAGUCUUCGCCGUUACAGAGACGCUGCAGAUGGGCAUUCGUCACUUCUCAGGGCUGUUUGUGCUGCUGUGUGUGGGAGUGACCGGGGCCUUACUCACUCUGGCAGGAGAGCAUGCCUUCUAUCGCCUGGUUCUGCCGCACAUCCGCCGCAGACAGAAGUUCAAAUACUGGCUUCACACCAGUCAGAAAAUCCACAGAGCGCUGAACAUGACUUAUGAGGAUGUGAAACGGCAGCGAGCGAGUACGGAGAAAAGUUGUAACAUCCAGAAAGCCCAGCCUCAUCCACCACCUCCACCUGCUCCCCUCGGAUCCUUCAACAAAUGGAACAACGAGAGCGCCAAAGCGGCUCAGGACCCCAAAGACAACAAGAGGGUCCAUUUCAACCUGGAGACCCUCAACACGCGCCGACUCCUGCAACGCGUCGUAUCCGAGGGGGGUCAGGCCAGCUCCGCCUCCGGGGCUGGGAGUUUACUGGCGAGGGUGUGUGAAAACGGAGGCCCCGUUCAGCGGCCCGCCUCCUCCUCUUCCUCGGUGAGGUCCUCGAGCCCGUCCAGAGAGAACGAGCUGGAGGAGCUCCAGGCCAAGAUCGAGGAGAUCCGCGGCCAUCUGAAAGCCGCCCUGGCUCGUAGGGCGGAGCUUCAGACUACACUGGCCAAAGAACGAGCGGCUGUCUCCGUCGCCCCGGCAACCACAGCGGCAGCUCCGCCCACGGUCACGGCCACCAUAUGCCCCGCCCUCACCAAAGAGCCAGCAGAACUGAAAAGGUGAUGCUUACAACGCCUGAACACGGUACACAUGACAACGGACAUGUUUUUCUAUCUUUCUCCUCCCUGGACUCUUUUAAAAUCAUCAUGCUAAGGCAACAUUGAUCCUUGGUACGGUUUUGCUAAUGAUAACGCUAAUCUGGCCUCAUGUGGCUUAUUUUUAAAGCCCCGCAGAGACAGCAGGAGCUAUCUGGAUUUGGACGUUUGCGUUUGAGACCGUUGAAAGCACCAAGCAAAGUCCACGCUUUCCUCUCAGAGCUUUGUUGUUUUCAGGAGCUUUCCCUCCGCCCGGCCGUUGUUUUCUUGGUAGAUGUGGGUCGGAGUAAACCCCUGUCGCACCCGAGGCCUCGUCAUGAAGCCAAAGGUAGAACAGAGCAUCGACUUUGCUGCUUUGGCAACGAUUUUAUUGCUCGGUUGUGUCUGAUCUCAAAAUCGCUACCGUUAUUGACCUUUCUUCCCUCCAUGAAUUUAUGAAUGGCCAGGUUGCCUGUUUGAAUUACGUUUGAUGUUGAAGAAAUAAAUGUGUACUUGUCAUAAAUUUGG